This is a messenger RNA of Thunnus maccoyii (southern bluefin tuna), 5860 nucleotides long. It is a transcript of the gene ttll7, whose product is annotated as tubulin tyrosine ligase-like family, member 7. The transcript has 22 exons. The record is from RefSeq and is a predicted model, not a curated record. Lineage: Eukaryota; Metazoa; Chordata; Actinopteri; Scombriformes; Scombridae. Gene Ontology annotation, biological process: microtubule cytoskeleton organization; protein polyglutamylation. Gene Ontology annotation, cellular component: cilium. Bases 1338 to 4121 code for a protein of 927 amino acids. Gene Ontology annotation, molecular function: tubulin binding; tubulin-glutamic acid ligase activity.
UUAAUUCAGAUCCCCCCUCCUCUUGGAGAGCGAAUGGUUCAGCCCAUGGACUCGCUCCAGCUCUCAUAGCACACUGGAGGACUACAAGCGACUAAAAGAUACUGAUUUUUUUGUGUCUGUCAACCAGUGUUUUCAGUAGUAACGCUGUUAUACACCAUAAACACUAUUGUAGUUUUGAAAAUACUCUCAGGGCUGGACGGUUUAUCUAAAGAGACCCCAGCGGCUGUGUCGCUUGGAUGAGAGCAGCAGAAGAGCUGCACUGCAAAGUGUCCGGAAUAAAUAAGACCACAUGCUGAAACAUCACCCUGGAGAUGACCAUUCCCAACAGGGCAGAUGGAUUACAUAAAAAUACCAGCAUGACAUAUGAUUUCUGGAUGGCAUCCUGCCUCCCGGACAUAUCCCAGAGAUAAGUCUAUUUAGGAAGAUAUGAUAUGUAUAAUCUUUUAUUUUAAUGCAGGCUACAGUUGGCAUACUGGAGGUUUUGGAUUCAUAUAGGAUAUUUGUUGCAGCGUUGCACACUACAGCACUACACACUACCACAGUAUCCAUGUAAAUUAGGCUUGGUUGCUGUUUCACACCCCUGAAGCUGGAGAACACCAUCAUUUUAGGCAGGUUUGAGCUAUUUGUUCACUCCAAAGAUUGGACUUCUACAUUGUUCAUCAGGUUCACAUUUUUUAAAUAAUGUCAUAUGCAUUGCAGUUUUUGUUAUUUUUGACAAAUACCAUAUGCUUAAAUUAAUCUCUGACUGUGAGUAGUCUUGUUUGUCAUACAAGUUCACAUAUUGUCUGUGUCAGCAGCCAAUCUGCAGCACACCACAGAAGGACUUUGUUUUUACUUGUUUAUUGAUUUACCAGUUAAAUUCUGCUUGACUUGUAAUUCCAUUGACUUCGCUUAUAUCUACAGAUCCUUGCCUGUUUUUUGACUACACACCAGCUAGUGAAACUCUCGCUGAUUUCUCAGUACUCAGACAGGAUUAGGCAUUCCUAUCCAUCCCUCUGUCCAUCCCCCUCCCUCCCUUUCUCCUCUUGGGGUUGUAAAUAAGCUGGGGCCGUGUAGACCCCUGAGAGGCCCUCCCCCUCCCACUCUUCCCUCUUCAAACUCCCCUGCCCAGCAAGACUCUGCUGCUGCUCUUUAUGCUGCUGAAAGGCGCCUGGGAGAUGCUCAGAUGAUCCAUUGGGCCAUCCUGAACCACAUUGUCCAUACAACCCAAGACAGGGAAGACUAACUGGUGCGAGUGUGAGAGAGCCCUUGGAGGGUGCUGCCAGUACCCUGUAAGGCCUGCCCCGCCAAGCCUGGCAGACAGCUUGGCUUCCCCCUUCACUCCUCCAGCCCCUGAGAUGCCCUCCCCUCCCAAUGAUGGAGAGGAUCAAGGAGCAUCCCCCGUGAAUGUGCCAUCUGUGGGCUCCUACCAGAGCAGUGGGAAGAGGAAGGUGCGCACCAAAAAGAAGAAAGGCACCAUCACCGCCAAUGUCGCUGGCACCAAAUAUGAGAUUGUUCGUAUAGUCAUCAACGAGAUGGACUUUAUCAAGACCCGGGAGGAUGACGAAACUGCCAACCUCAUCUGGAACGACUCGGCCGUGCAGCAUGAGAAAAUCGCUGAGCUCAGGAAUUAUCAGAGAAUUAACCAUUUCCCUGGUAUGGGUGAAAUUUGCCGCAAAGACUGCCUAGCAAGAAACAUGUCCAAAAUGAUCAAGUGCCAGCCUCAAGAGUACAGCUUCAUACCCAAAACUUGGAUCUUCCCCGCCGAGUACACUCAGUUUCAGAACUAUGUCAAGGAGCUACGCAGGAAACGCAAGCAGAAGACCUUUAUUGUCAAACCUGCCAACGGAGCCAUGGGUCACGGGAUCUCGCUUAUCCGUAACUGUGAGAAGCUGCCAGCCCAGGAGCACUUUAUCGUUCAGGAGUACCUGGACAAACCCUUCCUGAUGGAGGGCUACAAGUUUGAUCUGCGCAUCUACAUCCUUGUCACUUCCUGUGAUCCGCUUCGCAUUUUCCUCUACAACGAUGGCCUGGUGCGCAUGGGUACCGAGAAGUACCACGCACCCAGCGAGGCCAACCUGAGCCAGCUCUACAUGCAUCUGACCAACUACUCAGUCAACAAACACAAUGAGAACUUUGAGCGAGAUGAGACCGUGGACAAAGGCAGCAAGAGAUCCAUCAGUUGGUUCACAGAGUUCCUCCGCACCAACGACUACGACGUGGCCAAAUUUUGGGGAGAUGUCUCUGAGCUGGUUGUGAAGACGUUAAUAGUAGCUGAGCCUCAUGUACUGCACGCCUACCGCAUGUGUCGCCCCGGCCAACCACCAGGGAGCGACAGCGUCUGCUUUGAGGUCCUGGGCUUUGACAUCAUCCUGGACCGCAAACUCAAACCCUGGCUACUGGAGAUCAAUCGAGCUCCGAGCUUUGGGACUGAUCAGAAGAUUGAUUACGAUGUGAAGAAAGGGGUGCUGCUCAAUGCUCUCAAACUCCUCAACAUUAGAGCCAGUGAUAAAAAACGCAACCUGGCUCAGCAAAAGGCAGAGGCUCAGAGACGGCUCUAUGGACACGGCUCCAUGAAAAAACUCUCAGCUGCUUCCUCAGACUGGGAGAAACAACGUCACACACUAGAGCGAAGGAGAGAAGAACUGAAAGAGCGGCUGGCACAGGUCCGCAAGCAGAUCUCCAGGGAGGAGCAUGAAAAACAACAUCUGGGGAACUACAGACGUAUUUACCCCCCAGACGACAAGCUGCUGUUGGAGAAGUAUGAAAGCCUGCUCUCGGCCGCCUUUCAGACCUUCCUCGCUGGGCGAGCUGCCUCACUUCAAAAGGAAAUGAAUAAUCCUCUGAAACGAAUGAAGGAGGAGGACAUCUUGGAUCUGCUGGAGCAAUGUGAACUGGACGACGAGAAGCUUAUGGGCAAAUCCUCCAGGCAACGAGGCCCUAAGAGCUUGACCGCCAUGCCAGAGUGCAGCCAGACACCAAGACGUCAACGACCAGACUACCUGGCUGACUUCACCAGCGGCAGCAGCGCUGAAAACUCCUGCUCCUCCUCAGACGAAGAGGAGGAGGAGAGGAGGAAAGCAGGAGGAGGAGGGAGAGGUGGAGAGAAGAGGGAGAAGAAAGUUUCAUACGACCUUGGGGAGAGCAAGGAGAAGAACUUAGCUGAGCGCUCAGGUCGCAUGCACUGGAAACCGCCAAUCAAGUCACUGAAACCCGGCCCCGCCCCCUCUGCUUCUCCGACACUUUCUGGUCCAAUCAGGCGCUCCAUCUCCUGCCCGCGCUCCAUCGCUUCCCUCUCAUCACCCAGUGAGGUGCGGGCAUUGUCCACCAGACCUUCCCCUACUGUUCCCGUGGCCACUCCCCUCGUCAGGCCGAGCUCCGCCACGCUUCGCUCUCAUUCGCUGAGCCGCAGUGGCUCCGCCCACCGUGUGCCUCAUAGCAACAGCCUGGGGACCAUCCACUCCAACAUAGGUGAUCCACUGAUAAACCUGAGGAGUAAAGAGCAGGAAGCAGAGCUGGUGCGUCAGACUCUGGCUGCGCUCACCGCCAUGAGGAUCAGGUUUCCUGGUAAAACCGAGGAAGAGGCCGAGGCUGUGCUUGAUGAGAUCCUCGACAACUGGAAAUACCAUAAACCAAAGGUGGCCUCCUAUUGGCUUGUAAAGUUGGACUCAACCAAACAGCGGAAGGUGUUGGACAUUGUUCGUACAAAUGUACGCUCAGCACUGCAGCGGAUCUGGAGGGAGCCAGACAUAGAGAGCCUGCACCUCUACCGGCUCUUUAACCGAGUCUUCAACCGGCUGCUCUGGAGUCACGGCCAGGGCCUGUGGAACUGCUUCUCCAACACCGGUUCAGCGUGGGAGACCAUCUUCAGUAAGAGCAGCGAGGUGGUGACACCCCAGGAGCUGCAAUGCUGCCGCAGGCUGGUCCAGCUUUGUAGAGACUGCCUGUUGGUCGUCUACAAGUUUGUCUCCGAGUCCCGUGGCUCUUUGACCGGACUCAGCCCAGAGUGGGAUGACACCAGGUAUCUGCUGCCAGUGACCUCCCAGUUCAUCAUGAAGUGGCCUUCGUCCAGCUUUGGUCGCAUCUCCUCGGCUAUGCCACGCUCCCGCAGCCUUUUUGCCGCCAGGAUGGGCCACUUCUGAGGUCACCGUGGCAACCCUGGCUUCAGAAACCCUCGCCUUUUGACCUCAACCGCCCUCCCCUGACUCUCACCCAGCCAAACUCCGAUCUCAGCACUCCCGGUAUGGAUCAGAAUUUGGGGCAACUCUGGACACCGGAUGGAGCCUCAACCUUGGCCAAAUCCCCUGCUGAAGACCAACAAAAGCCGGAUGAUUUGGGAUUGCUAAAGGGCCUUGUUCGGUUUAGUUUAGUUGGCCCUGCCCAGACCAGCAGACCACCUGUACCCUCAAUCCCUACCUUUCUCCUCCAGUAAUACCAGACAAUGGGUUUACCCCUCCUCUCUCAUUGUAAUUGCUGUAUUAUACAUACUCACUGUACAGUUACAAGUCAUGGUACUGUAAAAGGAAAGAAUAACAAAAUACUAAACAAUGCAAGGAUUAUUUAUUUAUGUACUUAUUUAUUUUGUAAGAUAUUCCAUGAAUGCAGUGAAUGCUGACGCAGAAUGCAGAUAUGGAAUGAUAUCAACAUAGCGAUCCCUUGUUUGAGAAAGUGGAUGUAAAAAAAAACAACAAAAAGCUUAUUUUUGCUGGCUGUAAUCAUUUAUUUUAUUUCUGUAUUUACACUGAAUUUAAUUUAUUUCAUAACUUAUAUCAGAGGCUUUAUGUUAAGAAAUGUUUUAACAGUCACUUUAUGUUCUAGUUUUUGCAGUUCAGAGUACAGUAGAGAGGCGGUGCCCAGACAACUAAAAAUGUUUAACUUUUGAAUGCUAAAGCUUCAUGUUUUACCUGUGUGAUAUUAAGUGCAGCAUUAUUAAGCAACACUAUGUUUAGAAUGUCAAUGUAGUAAUGCCAAGCCUGUUUGCCUCUUAGAGAAUGAGCUGACUUUGACGCCACAGCGUAAAGAGCCAAACUGAAGUCCCAGAGAGCACCCGGUUCCUAAUAUGCACUUUGCAGUUUGUCACAGAAAGAGAACGAAGACACCGCUAAGUGGGUGCACAUUACAGUAGCAUUUGCAUGCAUAGAGUUUAGCCUGUCACCCAGAUGUAGUCGUUAGAGAGAGGAGCAGCGUUUGGAAUAUACUUGAACUUUUAUUUUGUCAUCAUUUAUUGUGUCUUUGUAUCGGCUGCGCUCAGAAGAAGACGCUUCACUUUCACAUUUGCCGUUUUAAGUAUCAACAUUUUGCAUCACUCAGAGAUUGUGCAGCACAUUGAAUGACCGGGCUCAUAAGCCCAACAUGUACUGUACUGUAACAGAGGUGAUCUGCCUGGGACAAGCAGCUGCAGCCUUUUUUUCCCAGCCGCGCUGUAGGUGCGAGUGCCAGGGAUAACAUGGAUGUGCCAAUAAUAAGCACAUCUACUCCAUGUGUUAAGUUUGAUUUAAUUUAAGGUUAAUAUGUCAUGAACUACCAUAGGACCUCAAUUAAAUACAGUAUUAAAUGUUGUUAGGGAGAAAAGCAGUGUUAUAUGUUUAGUAGUUUACUUGGCUCUGUGUACUACCCCGUGAGAUGAUACAUUUAUUAGACUAUUAAAGGUGGUAGUGCGCCAAAAGACUGUACAACACAGUACAGUGCACAUUUUAUAACAACUCUGACUAAUAGCAGCAAUGCUGUGCUAAAACUGCUAAAAUCAAGUUCUCCCCAUAUACUGGACAUCAGUUUAUAAUGCCAAAUAUUUUUAUUUUGCCUGAUUUUAUUUGUGUUAUUUAAAAGUAGAACUUUUUCAUUGGAGGUAUGAGAUUUUUAAUUUUACAUAGCAAUAAAAUGU